CAUUCCGUGUCUGUUGUGGCCAGAGCAAAGCAAGGAGGGGAGGGGAUGUUUCAAUGGCGGCCAGUGGCGCUCCAAAAUGCGAAAGUCGGGAUUAUCCACUAUAUUUAGACUACGUUUGAACACGCGAUCUUAGUUUAUUCGCCCACCGGUGAUUCAUCGGGACCGCUUACCGCGCGGGGCCCGCGUUUCCGCCGUUGUUUGCACUCCGCGGGUCGGACUUUACGCGCUUGGUUUGGGGGGAUCAGGCCUAGCCGGCUGGCUAACAAACAAGCCUUCUCCGGAGUUGAAAGAUAAUGCAUAAGCAAGUCAGGGCUUUUCCUGGAUCAAAUUGAGGCAGUGGUGGUGUGGCAGAACCGUCACAGUGGUAUCCAUUCUAAUCAUUCGCGUAGGUUGUAUGCCGUGCUCCACAUUUGCUCAGUCACAGGUAAUAUGUAACAUAAAGCGAGCACUAUGACAUCCAGAUUUGGUAAAACGUACAACCGCAAGGGAGGCGAGGCCAAUUCCAAGUUCGAAGAAGUCUUCUCCAACAGAAAGCCCACCCUGACCACCAAAUGGGGCGAAACCACCUACAAGGCCCAGCUGGGGGCCAAAAGGCCUCCUGCGAAAUCAGAAGAGCCGUCCAAGAGGCCCCGAAUGGAGGACAGCGACAGCGGGGACGACCCAUUUGGGUUCGACAGCGACGAUGAACCCGUGAGUGUCGGCGAGGGCGGCGCGAGCGAGACGGCCGCUGAAAACGUACCUGUCGUGACGACUUCUGCGCACACCACGAGUGCAUCGUACAAAAUUCCAAGCAAGCCAGCAGUUGACGCAAAGGUUUUUGAAAAUAACAAGCCGUGGCUGAAAAAUGCGCCGGAGAGCAGCCGGCUGCCGGCGUCGUCUUUGUCAAAAACGGCCGCCGCCUCGGCUCACAAUUCCUCAGGGACCCAAAGGAUCGGCUUUGCUCCUCAACCCACCGCCAGUGUGUCGGGGGGCAGCGCAGACUUCCGGACCGCCUCGUCGAAUGAUGUCGCCCCGCCGUCAGAAGAAAGUCCAGAGGAGGAGCCUCGUCCGGUGGACAACAUCCCUCCUUCCCCGUUCACCCUCAGAGCCUCAAACUGCAAGAAAUACCAGUCGCGUUGUCGCUCGAGCAAAUUAUUCCCCGAAGACGACGCCGACGCGGCCCCCGAAGUGGAGAGCGCCGGCCAGAAGCCCAACAGUGUAGUCGCCUCUGCGAGCAACAGCGGCGUCAACGCAAAGGCGGCGGCCAAGCCGGCGGCCAAGCCGGCGGGCAGAGGAGGUGGGAGGCUCCGCGACUACACGGUCUUGCACCCCUCCUGCGUGUCGGUGUGCAACGUCACCAUCCAGGACUCCAUCGAGCGCAGCGCCGAAGAGCUGGUGGCGCCGGCCACGCCCGCCGACCUUGGAGAUGCGGGGCAGAUGAGGAAGAAGUCGGAUGUGCAGCCUAAACCUACAAGAACCGCCUUGGUCAAGACCAAGAAGACCAAAGCCGAGUCCAAGCUGGAGUUCUUUGGCUUUGGGGACGAGGAAGCCCCGGGCGGCGACGAGGCUUCCGAAAGCUCCGGCGGGGGCAAGAGCAGCUACAAGAUCAAGUACUUUGGAUUCGACGACCUCAGCGAGAGCGAUAGCGACGACGACGACAACCAUGUCAAGGAGAAGAAGGCCAGGAAGGCGGCGGCGGCCUUGGUCGCACUGGGCUCCGGCGUGGACAGCCCCCACACCAGUGAUUCCCAGGACAGCCAGGCCAGCAGCAAUACAGACAAUUUUGACUUCUGCGACGACUCCAGCCCAGGCGGCAGCGAGGGCCAAAAAGGACGCUCAGGGAAGCAAAGCGAAAAGUCCAAGGACCUCGGCGGCGGGUUCAAGAAGAUUUUCAGCGGGCCCAAAAAGUCCCCUGCAAAAGCGGUGUACAACGCUCGGCACUGGAACCAGCCCGAGUCCGAAGAAAUCCCCACGCCGCCCCUCUCCCGAGUUCAAACAGCCCCGGCCGUCUUAUCGAGCGGCGCGAGCGGCGGCAAGGACGGCGACUCCCGUAAAGAUGACGGCGUGUUCAAAGCCCCUCCGCCCCCGCCCAAAGUCAUUAAAUCAGAAACCAUCCCCACGCGACCCUACCAGGAUAUUGUCACGGCUCUCAAGUGCAGGAAGGAGCACAAGGAGCUGUACACGGUGGUGCAGCACGUCAAGCACUUCAACGACGUGGUGGAGUUUGGCGAGAAUCAAGAGUUCACCGACGACUUUGAGUACCUGGAAACGGGAUUGAAGAGCAGCCAGCCGCUCAACACCAGAUGCCUUAGUAUAAUCAGCCUGGCCACCCGCUGUGCCAUGCCCAGCUUCAGGAUGCAUCUCCGGGCAAGAGGCAAGGUGGCGCAGGUCUUCAAAAUGCUCAGCGACUCGUCGCAGCACCCGAACCUCGCCUUGUGCACGGCGGCGCUCAUGUAUAUCCUGAGCCGUGACCGUCUCAACAUGGACCUGGACCGCUCCUGCCUGGAGCUUAUGAUCAAGCUGCUGGAGCUGGACCAGGACUACUCGGCUCAUCAAGACCAGCUGACCGCCAAGGAGGUGGCCAAGGUCAAGGAGAAGAUCCGCAAGCUGUGCGAAACUGUGCACAACAAACACCUGGACCUGGAAAACAUCACGACGGGGCACCUUGCCAUGGAGACACUGCUCUCUCUGACGUCCAAAAGAGCAGGCGAUUGGUUCAAGGAAGAGCUGCGACUCCUUGGAGGUUUGGACCACAUUGUCGACAAAGUGAAAGAGUGCGUGCAAAACCUGAGUGAAGAGGACGACAAGGAGAACCUGGUGGCGUCUUUAUGGGGAGCUGAGCGAUGUUUGAGAGUGCUUGAAAGCGUGACCGUGCAGAAUCCGGAAAACCAGGGUUACUUAAUUGCCUACAAGGACUCGCAGCUCAUCGUCUCCUCGGCAAGAGCGCUGCGCCACUGCGAGGACAUGAUCCAGCGCUAUAGCAGGGCGCUGAACAACAUCUGCGUGUCGGCGGAGGCGGGCGAUGCCGCGCUGCCGCACUGGAGCUGCAGCAACGUGGGCAAGGCGGUGGAGGACUGCAUGAGGGCCGUCAUCGGCGUCCUGCUGAACCUCACGCAUGAUAAUGAGUGGGGAAGCACCAAGACGGGCGAGCAGGAUCAGCUCAUUGUCACGGCGCUAAACUGUGUUCUCCGGGUUCCGCGCUACAUCCCGCAGGAACAACGCUUUGACGUGCGAGUGCUGGGUCUGGGCCUGCUCAUCAAUUUGGUCGAGUACAGCUCCAGGAACCGCCACUAUCUGGUGGACAUGGAGUUCAACAUGGACCACUUCUGUCUGGAGGACAGUCUGACACAGCCGGCCGACCCGACGCAAGCGGGCGCGUCGGCCGAGCCUGCGCCACCGCCGAGCGCGGCCGAGACUCAGGAAGACGGAGCGGAGAAGCCCGAGGCCUCUGGUGCUUUGGCUGCCCUGGUCGAGCUCUUCCUGGAGCGAGAGCGCGCUGCCAUCUUGGCCGAGGCCAGAACGGACGACCUGAUCAGCGAGGCGCCCAAGCCCCAGGACCAGAGCGGUGAAUGGAAGGAGACCAUGGGCGAGAUCCAGUGGGUGGCGGCCGAGCCCAAUGACAACCAGCCCGCAGCGGAGAAUCCAAAGAAAGAGGAGGAGGACGAAGAGUUGGACCUAAACAAAGCUUUGCAGCACGCUGGCAAGCACAUGGAGGACAGCAUUGUGGCCUCCUACACGGCUCUGCUGCUGGGCUGCCUCUGCCAAGGCAGCCAGGUAAACGUGACUACUGUGAGACAACACCUCCCCAAAGGAGACUUCUCCAUCAUGACAGAGAUGCUCAAGAAGUUCCUGAGCUUCAUGAACCUCACGUGUGCGGUGGGCACCACAGGGCAGAAGUCCAUCUCCCGGGUCAUCGACUAUCUGGAGCACUGCUAACAGCAGAGCCUAAGACUGACGCGCCGACCGCACGCCCAAAGGGACGUGUCGGGGGGGUAUCUGGCCGGAACCACGGGGCAGUGGGAGGGGGGGCGCGCCAGGCGACCUGCACACACAACUGAACCAAAGCCAGCGCUCGCCGUCGACGUUCACGGUGGCGGAAACGUCAAGAAGAGGCAACAUUUACCAAUUUCCCAGAUGGUCUCCCCCCUUUUUUUCUUUCUUCUAUUUUCCACAUCAAAAGCCAAGAGUCAAUUUGCUGAGCACCACUUUGAUGCAUGUCGCAAGGAUGUCUCAAUGCCUUCACUGGCUCAUAUUUGCAGCAGAAUGUCAAGGGGGCAAGUCUUAAUCCAUUUUGGAGUUUUAUGUUCUCACAUUGCCCUUUUUAUUCAUUCUCCUUUUGAGGGCCUUUUUCUUUGAAUUUUACGAUUUCUGGAUCAGCUUUGAAUGGAAGCGGGGCUCUUUAUUAAGUGACAAUGGCUCAGCCCGGAGAUCUUUUAGCGCCCGUGAGUGUGUUUUAGCUUAUUUAAAUCCAACAACGCAGUACAUAGUCUCACAAUGAAUUUUAACCUUGCCGAUGUGAAUUACUGUGUGCAGGUUUUUUUCUUAUGCGAAUCAUAUUUUAAUUUAAUUAUCUCCUUUUUAUUGUAGCGUCUAAAAUCUUGAUUAUGUCAUUGGACAGCACAGUGGCUGGACAUACUGUCGGCAGAAUGGACCACAGGGCAUUUUAGCCACU
Messenger RNA from Syngnathus acus (greater pipefish), 4651 nucleotides. It is a transcript of the gene wapla, whose product is annotated as WAPL cohesin release factor a. Gene Ontology annotation, biological process: regulation of chromosome condensation. The transcript has 21 exons. The record is from RefSeq and is a predicted model, not a curated record. NCBI's taxonomy places the organism in Eukaryota, Metazoa, Chordata, Actinopteri, Syngnathiformes, Syngnathidae. The coding region runs from base 451 to 3915 and encodes 1154 amino acids.